AUGGCGGACCCAAAAGUCAGGUCCCCUGUCUUCAAAUUCUGCAUAAAGUUUGAUGCAGUAGACAUGAAGCUCGUCAUGACACCACACUGCAAGGAUGCCACCAUAGGAGGCCCCAGCCCAUGCUGCCAUGGUGAAAAUUGCGAGCUAAUCGUAGGUGGAGGCAAGAGACCAGUCCGUGAGGCCAGCAGCAUCGUAGGCAUUGCAGAAGGCAAACUCUUGCUUGGCGAUUAUGUUGCUUAUAGCAGAAAGAAGAAAAUCAUUCUGACUCUGUGCAAGACGAUCGUCCAUAUCUUGCUGGGCUUUUCUGACCACUCCAUCGAACGUCGGAAUCCUCCUUACCAUUGCCGAAAUAUCUCCUCCUCCGAUGUCGAUGGCCUGUGCCUCCUCACUGGAGACACCUCCAAGCCGCCAAACAUCAUCGACUCCUAUGCUGUUGGCCCUGCAGGGAAGCCACCGCACUGGACCAAUCUCGAUGCCCGCGGCCUCCACGACCUUGACCAUGGCAACCUCCGUCUCUACAUUGAAAACCUCAGCUCCGAAAGCUGUGAUGAUGGCGGGAUCAGGAUCAAAGAGAUCGGGGGGCGAACACCAAAGGAGGAUGAUCGGAGACCGGAGGUGUAGCCGUAGGGGAGGAGGAUGAGACCGCAACGAUGGAGGGCGGAGACGAACUUCCCACCGCCGCUAGGGUGGGAAGGACGACAGAGUCGGUUCAUGCGUGUGGUGCGGGGAGACGGUUGGAUUGUGCUCACGAAGGUCCGAAUCGAGUGGUCGAAGAUCCUUCGUGCCUCUCGCCACGAAGAGAGGCGGAGAGAUUGA
Elaeis guineensis (African oil palm) is the source of this 816-nucleotide messenger RNA. The record is from RefSeq and is a predicted model, not a curated record. Lineage: Eukaryota; Viridiplantae; Streptophyta; Magnoliopsida; Arecales; Arecaceae.